CCAACGACAAUGGUACAAUGGUUCUCAUGAAUGCUGAGAAAGACAUGCUUCUUCGAACAUUCUCGCUUCCAGCUGCUGUCAUGUGUAUAUGUAGUGCACUUCAGAAUGUGUAUGUGGGAUUAGCCAAUGGAAUGGUGUUUUCCAUGAAUAAAAACCAAAAGAAAAGUAAAAAAAAGAUGCUAUCCAACAGUGGGAGUUCUGUGGACUGUAUUGUGAUGGGAUCUUUGUGUAAACCACUUACUUUAGUGAUCAGCUCUGACAAGGCUCUGAUGGUGCAAUGUGCAACAAAGGGGCGUGUACUGAAGGAGUUAACACCAAGCCAUUCAAGUAAAGUACUGUGCUUGCAAGUACAUCGUAAAUUAGUAUUCAGUGGAUCGGCUGAUCAAACUGUGUUGGCGCACAGUAUUAAUUCUGGACGAAUUGAACAGCAAUAUAGUGGUCAUCAAGGCGCAGUGACUGGUCUGAAGGUGGCUGAGAAGAAGAACCUAAUGACAUCAUCAUUGGAUAAGUUCAUCCGCAUCUUCAAUAUUGACAAUGGUAGACAUUUGCAAACAUUUGGUGGAUUUCCCUCAAUGAUAACUUGUAUUGAUCUUCACAAAUAUAAUCACCAGAGAAUGUUGUAUGCAGGAUGUCAUGAUGGGUCUGUCUAUGCAUUGCCACUUAGCACAGCCUUCAAAUGUCAGUGGUCUUCAUGUGAACUGUCUUUUAUGUUGAAAGACCAUUUGUUGGACCAUCUACAGAUUGACCAUAUUGAAUCAGAAGAAGGAACAACUGUGUUUCAAUGUCGGUGGAGACAGUGUAAGAAACUCUUUGCGUGGAAAACAGAUGACUAUGAAAUACUCAAGGAAGUACACAAUCACCUGUCUAUCCAUACUAGCGAUUGUUAGAAAACUAAAUCUGAAUACUGAAGAAUUCCGUUGAG
Molecule: messenger RNA, 922 nt
Organism: Saccoglossus kowalevskii
Lineage: Eukaryota; Metazoa; Hemichordata; Enteropneusta; Harrimaniidae
Cellular component (GO): membrane; cytosol
Molecular function (GO): RNA binding; SH3 domain binding
Source: RefSeq, a predicted model, not a curated record